CUUGUGAUGGAUACUGAAAAUUACGUUGCCAAAUUAAACGAGUACGUUCAAAGAGCACGUUCGGAGCUGAACUAUGAGGACAUCAGAACCGAUGGCCCGGAUCACAUUAAAACAUUUAGCAUCAGGGUUGUUCUAAAUGGUGUGGCAUAUCCAGAAGGUGUGGGGAAUAAUAAGAAGGAAGCCAAACAGAAAGCUGCCAAACAUGCUUUAGAACACAUCAUGAAAAAGAACGAGCAAGCGUCAGAAGGGUCCCUUGCGCCAGUUAGUUCAACAGCAAAAAAUUACGUAUCCUGGCUCUAUGAGUAUGGAGCGAAAAUCAAGAUGCCAGUCAAAUUUCAUGAAUCCACAAAACCUGGCUCGUACAAGCCGUUUCAAUGUAGAUUUUCGAUUGGGGAGAUUGAGUAUCCAGUUGCUAAUGGGACAUCAAAGAAGGAAGCCAAGGAAGAAGCUGCUAGGCUUGCAUAUCAUGAUAUAUAUGAGGCAUCACAGACUGAAGAUGAGGAGCUCUUUGGUGCUUCAAGUGAACAAAAAGAGGAGAAUUGCGACAAGUCCCCAAGUUCGAAGACUGAAGAUGAUAGUUUUGUUGAGACCAAUUUUAUUGGAAAUAUCAACCACUACUGUCAGAGAACACAUCGCACUCACAAUUUUAUCGAAGUGGGGAGAAGCGGCCCAUCUCAUAACCAUAAAUUUUCCUACAAGUUGGUGAUCGAUGGUAAGGACUACCCCGUGGGGGCGGGAAAGACUAUCAAGGAAGCCAAGCAAAAUGCUGCUCAGUUAGCCUUGUCUGCUCUUGAAAAAGAAGACAGUAAGCAUUUUUGUCCCUUCAACAGGUUUGAAAAGGACUUUGACUGUAUAGAAUACAUAAAAAAAGGAGCCUUUGGCAUGGUUUUUAAGGCAAAACACAAGCUUGAGGAAAAAAACUAUGCUGUGAAGGUUGUCCAAUAUAAAGAAAAAUCUUUACGAGAGAUAUUGGCGUUAUCAGAAUUUCAUCACAAAAACAUCGUAAGAUACCACACAUGUUGGACUGAGGACGGUGCUUACAAAUCUGACAGUCCAUUACCCCAAUCUGCCACAAAUCCAUCUGGACAAUACCUAUACAUUCAGAUGGAGUUGUGUGACACCACGACCCUCCGAGAUUGGAUUGAUGAUAUGAACACUCAGAAUGUGGAGCCUUCACAAAGACGGGAAAGCUGUUUUGAUAUUGUACAGCAGAUAGUCGAAGGAGUCGAAUAUAUUCACGCCAAAACAUUAAUCCACAGAGAUUUGAAGCCUGCCAAUAUCCUGUUUGGGCUGGAUAAUACAGUAAAGAUUGGGGACUUCGGCCUUGUUACCUAUGAUAGUGAUGGGAUGGACAGAAGCUUGCACACAGGAACCCCAAAUUACAUGGCGCCUGAGCAGAAAGACAAGAUUGCUUAUGACCGAAAAGUGGACAUAUUUGCUCUUGGUUUGAUUUAUUUUGAGCUCUUAUGGUCCAUGAUUACAUACAGUGAAAAGGCAAAGAUUUGGAAUGAUAUCAGAAACCAGAAACUUCCUGCCGAGUUUUCAAGCCUUUUCCCCAUGGAGCAAAAAAUCAUUAAGUCAAUGCUUUCCUGGAAGCCAGAAGACCGGCCUGAAGCAAGUCAACUUAAGACCGACCUUGGGGAGUUUGCUAAUGAACUUCAAUUUGCCAAACAUAGAAAGACAGUCUAA
Messenger RNA from Nerophis lumbriciformis (worm pipefish), 1689 nucleotides. NCBI's taxonomy places the organism in Eukaryota, Metazoa, Chordata, Actinopteri, Syngnathiformes, Syngnathidae. The record is from RefSeq and is a predicted model, not a curated record.